This is a messenger RNA of Colossoma macropomum (tambaqui), 2032 nucleotides long. It is a transcript of the gene il1rl1, whose product is annotated as interleukin 1 receptor-like 1. The transcript is spliced from 11 exons. NCBI's taxonomy places the organism in Eukaryota, Metazoa, Chordata, Actinopteri, Characiformes, Serrasalmidae. Bases 404 to 2032 code for a protein of 542 amino acids. Gene Ontology annotation, biological process: signal transduction. The record is from RefSeq and is a predicted model, not a curated record.
GGAGGAUAUCUGACAUCUGUCAUGUGAGUCUGUGUUAGUCUGUGUGCUUCUGUGGGGACAAAAAGAACCUGUGAUGCUUAGGGGACAUGUGACAGGACUUUUUUAUUUACACAGAGGGCAGGUUUAUUUGAAAGUCUGAAAGUUUUCUUUUCAGGGAACAAGACUGAGGUGAAGCUCAGGUUUAGGUGUCCUUGUGGUGCUGCUGAGUGAUAGUAAUACAUGAUAAUAAACCCCUUAAGGACAGUAAAACAAGUGUGUGUGUGUGUGUGUUGCUUUUAUCUCUCAUCAGAGCACACACACUUCAGCAUCUGUGUGUGCAUGAGAAAGAGAGAGAUAUAAAGCAUAUUCAGUCCACUGAAGUGUGUUCUGAGCCUUCACUGCAGAGGAACACUGCACCGAAAAGAUGACAGAGCUAUGUAUCAUCUUCUUCUUCUUGACUAAACUUGUCAUGACCUCUACAUACAAAGAUUCCACAGUUCAGUGUUACAAACAUCCAGAAAGAGACAACAUCAGUGUCAUACAAGGAGAAGCACUGCACUGUCCGUGUGCAAAUAAUGACUGCAGCCAAGAAACAAAUCACACAAUGAUAUCUUGGUUCAAAAAUGGAAGUGACGGAAUCCAGAAGAUCACAACAGACGAGAGUGCACGAGUCCAUCAUCAUGGCCCAGAUCUGUAUAUCCUGCCUCUGACCGUGAAUGACACAGGCCUUUACAUUACACGCUGGUGGGAGACAGAGGAGAACUGUAAUGAAUUUGAAACAUACAUUGAGGUUUCUGAGGAGUUCCACACUGAUCAGCUAUAUUCAAACUCAUCAGAGGAGCCAGCCAAUGUGUGGAUUUCAUGCCCAGUGUGUGAAAACCAAGACAAAACUCUUAUCUGGUACAAGGACCUCCAUCUGAUCCCUGGGAGAUCUGAGGAACAUUUGCGUAUUUCUAAUUUUUCAAAAAAAGAUGAGGGCAUCUACACCUGUUUGUGUACUUGGGAGCAUAAUGGCAUAAAAUACAACACCAGUGGAUCCCGCCAACUGCACAUCACAGAACCUUCAACAAAUUUUCCUACAACGAUUCUGUAUCCAAAUAACAUGUCUGUAGAGUUCGUAGAUCUGGGUUCUAAGGUGGAACUGAAUUGCUCUGCAUUCUUUGGCUUCAACGUGAGAGAUCAGUGCUCGGUUUUAUGGCUCAGGAACAACACCCAGCUGGAUGGAGCGGAGGGGUAUACAGUUUAUGAAAGGAAGGAAACAGAAACAUUUCAUUCAUUCCUCACUAUCCAUAAGGUUUCUGAGAUGGACCUUCAGUCUGAGUUUCACUGCAAAGCUAUAAGCCCAUAUAAAUGGAUGUAUGUAAUCAUUACUCUCAAAUCCAGGGAAUCAGUGCUCCCAUUGGUUGUGAUGUUUUUGUGCAUCUUUUUGAUUAUUUUGCUGGCUGCUGGUACAACAAAGUGGUAUGCCAUGGAUCUGGCCUUGUUUUUCAGAGGCUUAGGACUUGUACAGAACAAAAGAAAUGAUGGAAAAAUAUACGAUGCAUAUGUGAUCUACCAGAAGGACAAUGUCGAUGAGAAAAUGAAAAAGAAGUUAGCUCAUUUCAUCAACAGUGUUCUCCCAGCCAUCCUGGAAAACCACUGUGGCUUUAAACUCUACAUCCACGGCAGAGACGACCUGCCUGGAGAAGACUGCAUUGAGCUCACUGAAAUGAGAAUGCAGCUCAGCCGAAGGCUGAUAGUGGUGCUAACUCCAGGGUUCAGCCAAGAACAAGAUCUUAUGACCCCAGCACAGGGUUACGACUGGCAGGUGGGGUUACAUCGGGUGCUGGUUCAGCAAGAAACAAGCAUGAUUCUGAUCCAGCUCGGAGAAAUUAAGGAUUACUCUCACUUGCCCCUGGGUCUGCAGCAUCUCCUGCAGAAGAGCCCGCCGCUAAAAUGGAACGAGGGGAGUCGCCAAGCAGCUUCCCCCAGCUCUCACUUCUGGAAGCAGGUCCGCUACAUGAUGCCUGUCAUCCCUGCACAGCAGUGCGGUCCAAAUCUGGGUUCUCUCUAA